GUGGCGGCCGCUGCGGCCUGUGGCGCCGUCACCGGCAGACUCCAGCGCGUCUAGCAAGGCGCUGCUGCCGCUGGCUGGGCGCGCGGAGACGGUUCGCAGCGCUGGGGCUCGGCUCGCCCUCCAGGUCCCGUUAUCAUGUCGCUGAGGCAGCACCUAGCCCAGCUGGCUGCCUGUCUGCAGGAGCCGCAGAAAGUGGCCCGUUUCCAGCGUCUGUGCGGGGUGGAGGCGCCGCCGAACCGCUCAGCCGACCGGAGGGAGGAUGAGAAGGUGGAAGCGCCGCUCGCCGGAGAUCCCCGGCGGCGAGGGCGGCAGUCAGGGGCGACCGAGGGCCCCCAGCCGCCCGGGAGCGACCGCAAUCAGUGCUCAGUCAAGCCGGACGGCAGCGGCGCCCCCAACGGCGUGCGGAACGGGCUGGCGGCCGAGCUGGGCCCGGCCUCGUCGCAGCGCGCGGGCUCCUUGCGACGCAACUCGCUGACGGGCGAGGAGGGCGAGCUGGCCCGCGUGAGCAACUGGCCGCUCUACUACCUGUUCUGCUUCGGCACGGAGUUGGGCAACGAACUCUUUUACAUCAUGUUCUUCCCUUUCUGGAUCUGGAACCUGGACCCCCUGGUGGGUCGCAGGCUGGUGAUCAUCUGGGUGCUGGUCAUGUACCUGGGCCAGUGCACCAAAGACAUCAUCCGCUGGCCGCGACCCUCCUCGCCGCCCGUGGUCAAGUUGGAGGUCUUCUACAACUCCGAGUACAGCAUGCCCUCCACCCACGCCAUGUCUGGCACCGCCAUACCCAUUGCUAUGGUCCUCCUCACCUAUGGCCGCUGGCAGUAUCCUCCUGUAUAUGGACUGAUUCUUAUUCCCUGCUGGUGUUCUCUAGUUUGCCUAAGUAGAAUUUACAUGGGAAUGCACUCCAUUCUGGACAUUAUUGCUGGAUUCCUAUAUACCAUUUUAAUCUUAGCUGUCUUCUAUCCAUUUGUGGACCUGAUUGACAACUUCAACCAAACUCACAAAUAUGCUCCACUAAUCAUCAUCGGUCUUCAUUUAGCUUUAGGGAUCUUUUCUUUCACUCUUGAUACCUGGAGCACAUCCCGUGGAGACACAGCUGAGAUUCUAGGAAGUGGUGCUGGAAUUGCAUGUGGAUCCCAUGUUGCUUAUAGUGUGGGUCUACUAUUAGAUCCUUCUUUAGAGAUACUACCUUUCACUAGGCCUCCCAUUACUGUGACUCUGUUUGGAAAAGCCAUAUUGCGGAUCCUCAUAGGAAUGAUAUUUGUACUAAUAGUCAGAGAUAUAAUGAAAAAGAUCACCAUUCCUUUAGCCUGUAAAAUCUUCAACAUACCAUGUGAUGAUAUUCGAAAAGCAAGACAGCACAUGGAAGUUGAACUUCCUUAUCGAUAUAUUACCUAUGGAAUGGUUGGUUUCUCUAUCACAUUUUUGGUUCCCUACAUAUUUUUCUUUAUUGGUAUCUCUUGAUGGGGAAAUACUGUUUGUGAUAAGAAAGGAAGUUAUCAGUUACUGAUACCUAAAAAUAUACUCUAAGUAAAAGAUCAGAGUUAGGCUUUUGCAAGAAUUUAACUUAAAUAAUUAUUUAAGUAAAUUCUUAAGAGUCAGUGCUUUUUAUCAUUGCACAUCCAGAUAUUGUUUUAGGUGAGCUGAACUAUUUCUAUACUGAGAAAAUGAUUAAGUAUCUAUUUAGAAUGUUCAUGUAAUGUUUGGAGAGUUUUGUGCUAUUAUGGAUUCAAGUUAUAUAUAAUAUAUAUUAAGGUACAUAAUAUACAAUUAUAUGUCUAAUAUAUGUUAUAUAUAAAAUAAUAUACCUAAGGUUUUUUUUAAACUGUGGGGUGUAUUAUUAAAUCAAUAAUAAUAUGCAAACAGUUGUGCCUGUGUAUUUGGAAUUAAUACAGGUAUGUUAUUAACAAAUAUAUUUAACAUUUAUUUACUAUGGGAGCCAUUUCCUAAUUGAAUUGCAUAAUUAAUAGACCAGAAUUCAUAUGCUACCACAUAUUAAUUUACUGCCUCUUUUUACACUGCCAUCACCUUUCAUGUUACCCGUGAUGUUGAACAUGGGAGACAUUUUUAAUGGACCAAAUUUUCAGAAAAAUUAGUUUUUAGAUUCUUUUUUUUUUAAAGUUCUGUACACUGUGUUGAAUGUACUUUUUUUUGCAACUGUUUUGUACAUCAGUUUAAUAAUUCAGGUACUGAAUUUUAUUGCUUGCUAAUUGUGCCUUUCUGUUGCUGAAUUAAGAAAUGUCAUGUAUACUGUGAUAUAAAAGACUAAUUCUAUCUUAAUUACAUAUAAUCAGGCAAAUAUUUAAAAAAUAUAUGUCAAACUAACAGGGAUUGAACUAAACCACCCUUAAUCCUUUAGACCUUUAUUUAGAAAGAAAUGUGGAAUGGGCUAAAAUUUCUCACUAAUUUAUUGGAAAGCUAAAAGGAUAAAUAUUUUCCAUUUUUGUAGGUAUUUUUCUGUGUAUUGUAAGUUAUAGGAACAAGAUAUAUUUUUUUGCACAUUGUCUUAAUUGUUUAUACUGCAGGUAGAUAUUUCCAAUGAAUGGAAAUGUAGUUGAAAUUUAUAGAUGGGACGGUGCAAAUGCUUCAUACGUAAAAACAUUUUUCUAAAUUUGGAAAGGAUUGGAUUGCCCACUGUUAACUUUUAAUACUCACUUAUUAGCUACUCAAGAUAAAUUAUAAAAUCUAAAAAUAAUAAGUAUCAAUCAUUUAGAUCCUAUUAUUUUUCCCACUUUUUAUUGUUUUCACAGUGGAAAAUUUGGGUAUAGUAUGCAACUAUUUUUUUUUUGUCUGUGCCUUUAUAUUUUCAAGUGUGAUUGUAAUUAGAUUAACAUAAUUUUAUUUGUAGUAAGAUAUUCAUAAAGAAGAGAAUUAACUUUCCAUAUAGAUGAACAUCAGGUAUGGGAUUACUGAUUUUAGUGCAAUAUCUAUGAUUAUCCUGAAAUAUCAAUUCAGAUGUAUCUAUUUUGCAUAGCAUAACUAUUUGAGCUCAUAUUUUUAUAAUUCUGAUUGAGAAUUUAGGGACAUGGUAAUUUUUACCGAAACUGAAUCUGAUAAUUUUAAAUAAAGCAAUUAAAUUUGGGCUCUUUACCUAUUAAAAAGAAACCAAGGCACUUUGGAACCUAUCGGUACGUUGGAAAAUGUGAAAAGAGCUUUUCUUUCAAAAACGUGUGGUUAUUGAAUGAAUUUUGGGGUCUAUGCUAUAUUAUUAAUUUUUAUGUCUAGCUCAAAAGUAUUUGAAAAUAUUCCAUUUUUUUGUGUUUUAUUAUUUUCUGUCCUAUGACAGUUCUGUGCUAAAUGUAUUUUAAAAUAAAAGUCAAAUUCAAGAUUAAA
Molecule: messenger RNA, 3330 nt
Organism: Marmota monax (woodchuck)
Lineage: Eukaryota; Metazoa; Chordata; Mammalia; Rodentia; Sciuridae
Gene: Sgpp1
Product: sphingosine-1-phosphate phosphatase 1
Exons: 3
Coding region: 136-1461 (441 amino acids)
Biological process (GO): phospholipid dephosphorylation; sphingosine metabolic process
Cellular component (GO): endoplasmic reticulum membrane
Molecular function (GO): sphingosine-1-phosphate phosphatase activity
Source: RefSeq, a predicted model, not a curated record